Bombina bombina (fire-bellied toad) is the source of this 12009-nucleotide messenger RNA. RefSeq names its product lysine demethylase 6B (gene KDM6B). The record is from RefSeq and is a predicted model, not a curated record. Bases 2705 to 7849 code for a protein of 1714 amino acids. Gene Ontology annotation, molecular function: chromatin DNA binding; RNA polymerase II cis-regulatory region sequence-specific DNA binding; histone H3K27me2/H3K27me3 demethylase activity. Gene Ontology annotation, cellular component: MLL3/4 complex. Lineage: Eukaryota; Metazoa; Chordata; Amphibia; Anura; Bombinatoridae. The transcript is spliced from 25 exons. Gene Ontology annotation, biological process: heart development; regulation of gene expression.
AGAGGAUGCCUCUUCUCUGCUACCCACCUCCUAUCUCUCCUACCACUUCUGCUGCAUACUGCACUUCUCUUACCCCAUUCUACCCCCUGCUGUUACUUCUGUCGCUCAUUCCCUUAUCUCACCACUCUUCCUCUUGCUAACAUUCUCCCUGCGUUAUCCUGCAGCAUCUUCUUACCCUGAGCCAUCACUUUCUUUGCAUUUUGGAAUUUGCAUACCUUGUCUGUGCCCCUGUUAUGUUCCUACUCAUUACUAAUCCCUGCAUAUUGCAUAGUCUUUAUUUUCUGCCUACUGUGGCUGGCACCAUUCACUUGCUCUAUACUAUGACUUCUGCAUCACACUGAUGCAUACCAGUCCUGUCUAUUGCCCUGAGCUAUCUCUGACUCUUUAUCCUGCUACCCCCACUCUAUGACUAUCUCCCCCUGUGUGCAUGUCUCAUCCAGUGUUAUUCUAACCUCUUAUGCAUCCUCCUAUGACAUGUCCUUUCUUUAUAUCAUUUACUCAUCCAUCCAAACUUCCUGUAUUGCCACCUAAUUUCCAUCAUAUUCUCCCCCCCCCCUUCUUAAACUUGCAUUUGUCUAUUUCAUAUAUUGUCCCUGGCUAUGCUUAUCUGUCACUCUCCAUCCAUCACUAAACACUUCUGCACAACCUGAUUACAUCUACAUUCACACGUCUCUCUAAUUCUAGCUGUUUGCUAAUAAUCCAUCAAUUUGGUUUUCUUCCAUAUUUUUGUCUCCACCUUAUUCCCCAUCAUAAUUAACUUGUAACCUGCCAUGUUAUCAUCCGUCCUUCUUUGCCCUCAGUUCACUUUCUUUCUCCCAAAUCCUUCAUUGCCUGUACACAUGAUAUACUCAUAUUAUCCUUCUACCUAUACUGCCCUAUUGUUUUGCCUUCUUCACAACCCCUUCCUAUAUUUCCCCUCAUAUCUCAGUAUUCAUAUCUGCAUUUAUGCAUAGAUAAAAUUGAACAAAAAUUUAUACAAACAACAAGGCUCGAAGAUGCCACCAAUGACUCCCAGAGACCGAGGAGGGGCGGAUAUACAGGGAUAUGGAAGAUCGGUGGUUUCCUAUAGGUUAGAAAACCUUGACAGAUCUGGAGGAUACCAUUAACCCACAGAGACGUGUUCCCACUUGCUAUCAGGUCUCUGGCAGAAGUGGUUAGGGAGUGAUACUCUGAAGCUCGACCCAGCCCUGAGGAAAAGGCACGGUCAUCUACAGCACCCUUCACCUCAUCCAAGCUGAGAUAUUUAAUUUACUACACACUGCGCGGCCCUUAUUACUUUGGCCAUAUACUCACUCACUAUGGGCCCCAUUUAUCAACCUUCAGAUAGGUUGGACAUCACGCAAUGCAAAUACAUCCACUGUUCCAAGCCACACGCUAUAAGAGGACCAACUACCCAAAGUUAACAAAAAGUUACCUUAUCACAUUUGCCUUUAUUAAAUUAGGUAAAAUGGCAACUCACAGUGAGCAUUUUUUUAGAUUUUAGUUAUUUUUAUGUACUUUUUAAUAGAAUGAUUUGUUUUUUUUAUAACACAACGGCUGUUAUGAAAGAUUUUAUAUAAAUGUGCCGCGAAAUUAUUUGCCGACUUCUUUUUUUCAUUUUUUAUUCAUAAACAUUGCCUUUUUUCGAUUUUUAUUCAUAAACUUUGCCUUUUUUUUUUUUUUAAUAGUGCUCAAAUAUUAAACCAUUGGCGUAGUUGUUUUGUGCAUACAAAACAACACCAGUUGAACUACUCAAUAUACUGGACAACUAAGCUGUGGGUUGCUCUUUUAUACCUGCUUAUUGUAGACUGUUUAUUGUUUGCUCUGCCAGACUUUGUUUCUCGCUUCCUUGCUUCCUAUGAUGUUUGCAAGCUCAAAGGUAACAGAUGUGAACUUGUUUCCACUGCGAUGUUUGUGGUGCGGAGGACAAGCCAUUUGAAGGUAUGAUAACUUUGAAAUCUGUUGGAUUUGCAGCCGGACAACAUCUCCAUGAGGAUAACGCUGUAAUUGAUCCUAUUCAAAUAUUCAAGACUGAAGCAUUCUUUAUAUCAAUCUUCUUCUCUUUUUUUUUCAGUGGGAAUCACAGUAUAACUAUAGACUGUAUUUUGACACAAGCUUAAUACAGUUGAAGGUUUGAUAAAUGAGGCCCUAUAACUUGAUAUAAUGAGGCCACGUAGAAACUCACACAAACCAUAGCAAUUGGCGUACAUUCAGCCCCUUUGUCGUACAUGUGUUCCAUACCCCGUUCCCACACACACAAACUAUCCUUCCCACAAGCACUAUCAUGUCUCUGCUUGGUCAAUCUCCAUCACUAGGCUUCUGUAACUGCUGUCAUUGACUGCCAUUAACAGGCCUGAAUUUUAAGAAAUCCCUGCUUGAGCAAAUAUAAAUAAAUGCAUCAGCUGCACUGAAUGUGUGAGAUACUUGUUAACCACUUUUGUUCUAGCAGGUGCAUUCUCAAAAUCCUGAUUGGCUAAUGGCACAUGACUACUUAGGCUGCCCAGCCCUUUCUUACAUGCAGUCACUGCAAACUAUCUCUUCGUCCUGUAAUUCUUCCUGUUCUUCGCAGGAUCUCCCUCGUUAAAACCUGUGAUUCCUGAGGCUGAUUUGACAUCCCCCCCCCCCCCUCCUCGAUGACACAGUUCUCAAAGUGAUCCUCGACACAAUGCUUGUCCUACAGCUUCAGCUCAUCGAUUUGUGAAAUCACACGAAUUAAAACGCCUGGAUGUAUCGCUCACAGGAUCAGUUUGCCUCUCGCUUUCCCCGAGAUCCCUUCAUCAGUGGUGGGAUCAACACAUCAUGGAGCCCACCCCACCCCAGAGCAUGGGUCCCUGCUGGCAGAUGCUCUUCAAACAUUAGCCAGUCACAGCUUCCCCCUCACUUAACUUCCGGUCAUGUGACUAAUAUUGGGCAUCCCAGCAAACCUUAUUACCCUUUGGGUUCUCCUCCUGGUCCCCGAUUAGGAAAGUUAGAACGAGUACACUCUUGCGUGCAGAUCCUUCUGCGGGACGAGCAGCAGCCACAGGUCUGGGAGCAGCUUGGACAGAUUUAUGAGUCAGAACAAGAGUGGGAAGAUGCUGUGCGCUGUUACCAGACCGCUGCUCGCUACCAUGGGGGAUAUGAGCUCAGUGCUCAUAUUGCCAGGCUCCAGCAGACUCAUCUAUGGCACUCCAAUCCCCAUCAUCGGCCAAAAAAUCUGCCACCACUGCAACAAGUUUGGGAUCUAAUGCAGCACGAGCAGAAAAGACACUUUGGAGUUAAGAGGGGACCUCCACAGCUUAAGCGUGCUGCCCCACCAUCUGAUUCUCCAGUUCUUCAACAAACCCCCCACAACCCACACGGAGGAGAGGAGCAGCCCAUGAAACGAAGAAGAAGUGGAAGUCCAGAGCAGAGGAGGUUAAAUUCUGGGCUGCAUUCUCCAUCAGCUCCAGGGGGUCCUGCCAGUAUGUACCAUCAGCCACCUGUAAAACCGAAUGUCUGGAACCCCCUUAAUCAUGAGCCUUGGGUAGAACGUAGGGAGAGGCAGGAGCCCCGAAUUCCACCCCAUACCUCCUCUUAUCCCCCAUAUUGUCCCCCUCGCCCACCUCCUCCUCCACCACUUCACCAGCAACCACGCCCUCCAAGUGACCUUAGUGAGGCGCGGGGUCAGAGGUCCUCUGCAGAGGUUGUCCCCCCUGCACCUCCACCUCUCCACGUGCCUUACGAACAGAGGAGACAACGUGUUUCCCCACAGAAGAUCUCUAGAGCAGAUCUACCACCAUCCUCAGAUCGUUAUCAGAGCUCUGUGGACACCCCUUCCAGGAUCUGCCCUCCUCCUCCAGAGAAGUCUGAGACUCCCAAAGCUGUUUGCCCCCCACUUCAGCCACAGCCACUGUACUCCUCACACCCUCCACCCCUCCAACAGGGCUGGCUUCCUUCAUCUGUCAAGGCUGAAGUGAAAACGGAAGAUGCAUUGGAAGAUAUACUCUAUGGGAAGGGCCCCGGGGGUUUAAAAGGGAAAGGGUAUUUCCCGCCCUGUGAUACCCAAGAGGGGGAAAGUGUCUAUGAACACCAAUCUCAGGGCAUUACCACCAGCAAAGUCAGGCCAAAGUCUGAGAACUUCCAGGACGCAAGCCUGAAUCAAGUAUUUAAGAGCCUGCAAAAGAUAGAUGACCCUAGGUUAUUUGUCCCCAAGAAAGAGGAAGAAAUGGGAAAUGGCAACAGACAGGUGCCUCAGAACGCUGAGGUGGAUAUUGGUGGCAACAAACCAAGCAAUGGACUAGUUAGAACAGAAAGCACUUAUUCAGGAGGGAAAGGUUCACCGGGGCAGGAGGACAAUGUUUCGUUUUGCCCCCCUUCAGCCCUGCAACACAAAGAUACCUCAGGGAGCCUCCAGGCAUCGGGCUCAAUUGCACAGGCAACCAAGCAAGCCUCAAACUUGACUCACAAGUCUUUAAGCACGAACCAGACUUUUUCAGAGAGUAAAGUAGGUCAUGGAAAAGGAGAGGAUGUACCCAGUGGAUGUAACCAGCUCUUUGAUUUCCAUGGGGGGCAGUUGUCAGAACCCUUUGAGGAAGCCACAGAAAUAUUGCCAGAUGGACUCGAUGACAUCAUGAAGAUGCUUGAUGAGUCAAUAGAAAAAGAAGAGGGAGGUGAGAACUCGAGCAGAGCAGAAUAUACUUCUCCCGUUUCCUCCUCUAUAUCUCCAUCAGACGGCAAACUAACUCCUCGCCUUGGCAGUUCAACUCAACCUGAUGCUCUGAAAAGUCCAACGCCAGGUGCCAAAGCAGCAGAAGUAAAACCCGCUGAGUUAUUUCCAUACUAUAGCCCCAAAAAAGCUAUUAUGGGACAAGAAGUCAAUAAUGAGGGUAGACCUGCUCAUCAUGGGGGCAGCACUGUCCUAAAAUCAUUGGCAAGUGUGUUGGAGGGACAGAAGUAUUCUUACCGUGGAAGUCCCGGCUUGAAAUCAGGAGGAGGACAGGCCUUCUUUUCUGGUGCUAUGGUGGGCAAACGUAAUUUUGACCCAUACACUGCUCAGUCUACCUCACGUCGUGCCUGGGAAGCUAAGCCGGGGGCAAUAGUGGCAGCAUCCCCUGUUUCAGAAACUCCUGGGAAUGGGACAGGGGGCAAGAUUGCCUGUGUGCGGACAGAAACAGACAUUCUAGAAGAAAUAUCUCGGGCUUGUGAGACAUUGGUUGAAGGGUCAAGAGGGUCAGGAUGCAGCAGUGCAGAGGAUGAGAACACAGUUGAGAAAGAGACAAAAGUAGAGCAAGUAGUUGAAAUAAAGCAAGAAAUUCCCUGGAUUGAUGCUAGUCUAGAAGAGAAAGUUAAGAAGAAGCCAGAGAUGCCCAGUAAUACAGAAAAUACAGAAGCAGCUAAGAAGAAACAAGAGAUGUCCUGGAGCACUGGACAGGAAGUGACUGUUGAGAAAAAGACAGAUGUAUCCUGGGGGGCUGUUAGAUCAGUAGAAUCAAUUGAGAAAAAACAGGCAGUGCCUAUGGAAACAGGAAACCUGGAACAGAUAUCUGAAAGAGACUCAAAAAAGUUGAAGUUAGAAGUGACUGAGAAGAAGAGUUCUAGUGACCAGGGUCCAGUCAUUCUCCCAGAAGCAACUGAAGAUAAUUCAAAGCUGCAGGAGACAGCUGUCAUAGUUUUGGUAAAGCCAGAUGAGGUUGUAGAGCAACAAUUGGGAGUGCAAGAGAGAGAGUCACCCAAAAUGACAACAGAGUCACUAAUGCCUCAGAGAAGUUCAUUUGUCAAAGUUUCUUUUGAGGCCAAACGAAGGAAAGGGGAGAGUGAAAGCAAUAAAUUACCAGUGGAGAACAAAAAAAUAGCAGAAAAAGAAGCAGAGGUGGCAAAAGUGGGAGAGGGUGCAAAACCCCAGGAGAGGCUAACUAUUUCCCUGCCCACUACACCACGAAAUAAAGAGGAAGGGAGGAGGAGAGAUAGAAAGCACAGGAAGUCUAAGAAGGAUAAGGGCAAGAGGGCAACAGAGGGUAGAUCACAAAAGGACAAGGAGAGACAAAUUUUGGGUAACUUAGAUCUACAGACCCAAUCUAGAAGCACCACAAAAGUACCCAAACAGGGAGGAGAGAGAAGAAAAACAGACGGAGGAAGAAGAAAUGUUGAGGAAGGCAAUCAUCAGUCUAACCCUCCUGCUGCACCAGCUUCUACACCAUCUACCCCAAACCAUGGUUCUGUGAAUUCUGAUCUCUUGAAGAUGAGACCGUUCACAGAGGGGCCACCCAAAGAGCUGAAAAUACGUUUAAUAAAGGUGGAGAGUGGUGACAGAGAAACAUUUAUUGCCUCUGAGGUAGAAGAGAGAAGAUUGCAAGCCAGCGAACUGACUAUUAACCACUCUGCUUCAGAGAUUGUGAGAGCUACCAAGAAUAUGGUCUUGAAGGGGAAAUACAAGGAAUCAUACCUGCUACCCUCUAUGUCUGUGAAACCCCCCAUCGGCACAGAGCAAAAUCUACCCCGAGAAAAGCUGAACCCUCCUACACCAAGUAUCUAUUUGGAGAGUAAACGCGAUGCCUUCUCUCCAGUUCUUCUUCAAUUCUGCACUGAUCCCAAAAAUCCAAUCACCGUGAUCCGGGGCCUGGCGGGAUCCCUGCGGCUUAAUCUUGGUCUAUUCUCCACUAAGACUCUAGUUGAUGCAAAUGGGGAACACACAGUUGAGGUCCGUACACAAGUCCAACAGCCAUCUGAUGAGAACUGGGAUUCAUCUGGAAGCCGCCAGAUCUGGCACUGCGAAAGCAGCCGAUCCCAUACCACCAUAGCCAAAUACGCCCAAUACCAGGCUUCCUCUUUUCAAGAGUCUCUGCAGGAAGAUAAGGACAGUGAUGAUGAUUCUACAGAGCCCGACAGCACCACAGAUAACUCAACACCCCCACCAAACCCCAGCACAAACCAGGAGCACAAAACACCACAUAUCAUUAAAUUUGGAACCAAUAUUGACCUUUCUGAUCCCAAAAGGUGGAAACCUCAACUGCAGGAGUUACUGAAGUUACCUUCUUUUAUGCGUGUUACAUCCAAUGGGAACAUGCUAAGCCAUGUGGGACAUACUAUCCUUGGCAUGAACACUGUUCAGCUUUACAUGAAGGUCCCUGGCAGCCGGACUCCAGGUCACCAGGAGAACAAUAAUUUUUGUUCGGUGAAUAUAAAUAUUGGUCCAGGUGACUGUGAGUGGUUUGCUGUGCAUGAGAAUUACUGGCAGGAAAUCAGCGCCUUCUGUGACAGGCAUAACCUGGAUUACCUGACAGGUUCUUGGUGGCCGGUAUUAGAUGAUCUUUACCGUUCAGACAUCCCAGUCUACCGGUUUGUGCAGCGCCCAGGUGACCUGGUGUGGAUCAACGCUGGCACAGUCCAUUGGGUGCAGGCAACUGGCUGGUGCAACAACAUUGCAUGGAACGUUGGUCCCCUGACACCCUAUCAGUACCAGUUGGCCCUGGAACGGUUUGAGUGGAAUGAAGUGAAAAACGUGAAAUCCAUUGUCCCAAUGAUCCAUGUAUCAUGGAACGUUGCAAAAACUGUGAAAAUCAGUGACCCAGACCUGUACCGUAUGAUCAAGUACUGUCUCUUACAAUCUAUCAAACGGUGUCAGGUGCAGAAGGACAGCCUGAUCCGCAGUGGGAAGAAACUUGCCUAUCAGGGCAGAGUGAAAGAUGAACCUGCAUAUUACUGCAAUGAAUGUGAUGUUGAAGUUUUUAACAUCCUGUUUGUAACGAGCGAGAGUGGCGGCAAGAACACUUACCUGGUACACUGUGAGAGCUGUGCUCGCACUGCCAGCAAUGGCACCAAUAACGUGGUUAUCCUCGAGCAGUAUAAGAUGGAAGAACUUAUGCACCUAUACGACAACUUCAACCUGGCACCACCCCCAAGCACCCGGUGAGACUUCUCCCCCUCCUCUGCUGUUCCCACAGCCGUCUCUCCCCCCUCUCCCACCCAUCAUUGAGCCUGCCAAUCAAACUACUCCCUCCUACCUCUUGUGCGAGGUAGAGGUCGAGCGGUGCUAUACAUCACGCCAACUGAAGAGAGAACAUUGGAAAGAAGGGGAGGGGAGUCGAUCAUGGAAACUCUUGUCUUGCUUUCCAGCCAAUUGCAGGCCUUGUUUACACAAUUCCCGCCUCCUGCGGGAACAGCCAAUCAGGAUGCAGGAUUCCAUGUAUCGACAUUGAUAAUUUUAUUAUUAAUAUUAUUAUUUUGUUUUUGUAAUUUUAUCAGGAAUAUUUAUUCUGAAAUCUUGAAUUUGUGACUCUCGGGGAGGGGGCUGUAUUUUAUUUUAUUUUUGGGAGGGGGCUGUAUUACUUUGUGGGGUAUUUUGUGUGGGAAUAUUUUUGUGGUGGGUGGGGACACUGCGUGGAUUUUAUUUUUUAAAAAAAUUUAAAUUAAUUUUAAAGUGGUGCUCUGCUUUUGAAUCUCGAGUAUGGGCAAGAAGUGGGCUCCAGUGGCCCACUCUCUUUGGGGAGUAGCAUGUGAUGCUCACAAAGCUUCAGAAAAUGGGGCGUCAAAUUGCGUCUGUGUGGGACCACCCGUCCUGUAAAUGAUUGAGAGAGGGUUGCAUGUAAGGUGUGGAAAUAUACCACACAGUUUUUGCCUGCUGUGAGAUAUGGAAUUUGGUGGAGGAGGCAAGAAAAGAUUAACUUUGCUUUUUGAUCAUGGUCUCUCUUGCCUUGAAAAAAUACCAGGGUCUCACAUUGAUAGAUGUGCACUUCAUCUGCAAAAGUUUUUUGUUUUUUUUUCUUUUGGGUAGGUCACAUUUUGGCAUUUUUUACACUGUAGUGAUAAGUGGAGUUAUCAUAAGUCAUGCCAGGGACCUCAUAUUCUGUUGGGAUGUGAAAGUGUUUUUUAGUGGAUGCUUAAGGGGUCCCACAGCCAGCAAUGAAAUGAUGUGAGCUUACCUCUCCCCAUGUUGUGUUCAUUGAGUGAGAUACGGGUUUUUAUAUCUAUAGAUAUCUAUUCAAUGCGAACUUAAUCCCUUUUAAAGUUUCCUGGGAUUUUCACCCCAUUUCCUGGUCUCUGUAAUAUAGAAAUUUAUAAAUAUAAAUAUAUAUAUAUAUAUAUAGAUUGGUUUAACUUGUCCCUUGAAAUUUCCAAUGUGCUGGUCUGCUUCGUUGUCUAGUUUUCUCAUCCUGUCCUUACGUCUUCUGUCGAACUUCUUAUUUCUGUCUCUCCUCUCUUUGUCAUUCCAUCCUCCUCAGAAGUGAUUGCCUCCCUUUGCAUCUCAUUGUACACGUAAGCCUCUUCCAUGUCUGUUCACCUAUUCUCCCUCUCUGGAUGUCUGCUUUUCACUCUCUUUCGGGAUAAGUUAUCACCAAUUAUCCCUUUGCAAACGUUUUCGUAAAAGCCGCCUCAAAGCUUUUUUUAAAAAAAAAAAAAAAAAUUGAAACGGGCAGUUCACUCACACACACAUAUAAAUUCACAACCUGUCUCUGCCUCCAUAUAUAUGUAACAAAUACACACAAAAUUUUAACUGAACCAAAUUUAAUAGUAAGUUGAAUCAACAUAAAUUACUUUAAUAUAUAUAGAUAUAUUGUAUUACAAAAUCCUGUUGUCUUAAGUGUAAAUAUACAGUAUACUUCCAAAGUAUAACCCAUAUUAUAUUUCAAUAUAACCACAUAUGAUGGUGCAAGAUAGAGAUGCUGGCUAUUUAACCUGUUCUCCAUCCAUUCAGCAGAUGGAGAUAGGUUUUGGCAGAUUUCUAUUCUACCUGGAAUUACAGUUUUCAUUCAGGACAACUAUAAAAACUGCAACACUUCAAAAGGACAUUCAACUCAAAAUAUAACUCAUCAGAAAUCUUGUGCAUAGAAACACUCACACAAAUACAUUAUAUUGGAUUUAUUUUUCCCACUUUUCCUGUAAUUUCAAUUAAAAAAAUGUUUUUUUAUACUGUCUCCAGAGAAGAUAGAGAGUAUCCAACAGGAUAAGGAACCCUCACAAUGCAAAAUUCUGCACAAUGAUUCGUGUAGGAACCCAUUUAUGCCUGACCAUAGUUGAUCACAGCAAAAGACCAGAUAAAUACUCUUGAAGGCUAUGUCCCUGGACAAAUGUAACUUUUUUAACAAAGCAACCAAUUUUGAAACAUUUAUUCUGUAUAGAGAUAUUUCGCAAUGCAGUACCCAAUUACUGAUAUAUUCCAUGUGUGUAUAUAAUACUUUAGUAUCACUUUACAUUAAAAAAAAUAAUAACUUUGGCUUCAAAACUCACUUUGCACCAUUAUUUAUUGCAUUUCCAAACCUUUUUUUUUAUGCCUCAGCAUUAUAUGCUAAAACCAGUAUGUCUGUACAUCUGUAUCUAAAACACAUAUUUUCUCUAAAAUUUAGAAAAAUUAGCAUAUGCUGCACUUUACAGAUCAUCAUCUAUACACACAUCCAUAUAAAUGUACAUUGUAUAUAAAUAUAUAUAAAUGGAUAUAUGGAAAUGAAAAUCCUUAGUGGGCAUUUCCCUACCUUUAAUUAGCAAAUAAUUACCCAUUGUUCAUUUGUCUGACUGUCUAUUUACCAGCUUUGCGGGUGUGACAGUGCAAGAAAUUGUGCAUGUACACCAGCUUACUGAUUUUUCACUUACCGAUUUGUAAAUAGAAAACCCUGCACACACACGCAGAGAGAUUAGUAUAUACUGUAAAUGUGUACAGCUAAAAUAAAUGCAUUUAAUAUGGUGCAGGCACUUAAAAGGUGCACUCUGAAAGUGAAUUAAUAGAGCACAUAUAAUUUAUAGUUAUUCAUUGUGCAGGCACCUCGGGGGAGUGUCUGAAUACACAGAUUUUAGAAUUCAAACUGUUUUCAGUCUCCGCACCUUAAACCACAAUUCUCUCAAAAACUUUAUCCUACAAACCUUGUGUGAGCGAUCUGUCCUUUUUUUAUUAGGCAGCUUUUCAGUGGUCUAGUUUGAGUAAAAAGAGACUUUAAUAAAGGGGGAGAAAAUUCACUGAGGGUUAACCAACCCCUACAUAAAUCUAUUUGCAUUGCUUUAUUUAUUAUGUUCAGCGUUUUUUUUUCUUAUAAUUUAGGAGUUUGGGGUGAUAUGUUUUGUGUACUUUUUUCUUGAAUUUGUAGGGUAAAUAUUUCUCUUUUUAUGGUGCUAUGUUUCCUACAAUUUUGUAAGGUCUUUUAAUAUGGUGGAGGGGGUAGUUGGUUUUAACUACAAGGGAUGGUUUUUAUUUGCAGCUCUAGAGGGAAGGGAGGCAUGGUGUAAAGAGUGGUAAAGCUCUGAAGAUUUAUUGCAGGAGGGGGGUUAAGGGUGCAAAUGGUCUGCAGGUCACCGGUGCUAAUGACUCCUUCCUGCAAUGAUCACAGAGCAUUGCCUCCCUUCCCCAAAACCUGAUAUCUGGUGCUAAACAAUUAUCAAGGUUUGAUGUUAAUUUCUUGACUAUUUAAUUAUUAUUUUUUUAACAAGAUGUGAAGCUAUCCCUCUCAUUCCCAAUUCGCUGCUCUGUGGGGUUACCGCUGCAUUUCAUUUACAAAUGUUUGUGAAACUAUGCGUCAUUCUCUUCAUAUGUUUAAAUGCAAAAUGUUUGUUUGUUUGGGUCUAUUUUAUGUAUUAUGAGGGCUUUCUUACUAUGGCACAGUCAAGCCCACUUCAUGGUUGGCUCUUUUUGAGAGAAGUGGUAGGACCUUUUGUUCACACUCUCUAGUUUCAAUAAGCAGUUUAACCAGCGGAGCAAACGUUUUAUUUGAAGACGUGCAAAUGGGAUGACGGACUCUCUCGUUUUAUACAGUUUGUGUAGAAAGCCCUUUGUAUUACAGCAUCUAUGGUUAAAUGGACACUAUAAAUACUAUAUGCCUCAAAUCUACUUAUUCCAUAAAAUCUUCCUGAAAACCCUAAACCACUCUGACUAGCAAUGUGUCCCCUCAGUCAGCGAACAGGAACAGAGCCCCACCCCAGACUUUCACAGUCAAGCAUUCUCCCACUCUUUUUCCUCCUUCCCUCCCUUUCUACUCUCCAUUAUUAAACACAAUUCAAACUUUCUUAUUUUUAACUGAGCCAGCGAUUUUUUGCCUUUUUUUGUGAAUUUGUGAUAUUAAUAAAUCUGAUAAAGAUUUUGAUACAAAA